UGCAGGGCACUCCGCCGGCGAAGGAUAACAGUUAAUUACACAAGUCUCCAUACUCUUAUAUUUAAGGUGUGAACAUCCGAAUUCAGCGUAAUUGUCGUCAAGCUUGUCACCAUUAAUCAACAAUUUAGCAAAAUGGAUAAGGUUGUUCUCAACGUUUCGGGAAAGAAGUUUGUGACGUUUUGGAAAACUCUGAAAAAGUUCCCAGAUACCAGACUCGGAAGGCUGUCCAAGACGUCAAAACAUUACGACUCUGCAUGUGACGAGUUCUUCUUCGACAGAAAUCCGAAGGUGAUGACUGUUGUGCUGGACAUGUAUCGGGAAGGGGAGCUGCACUUCCCCGUCAAUGUCUGCAGCGCCUGUGUUAAACAAGAACUUCAGUUCUGGGACAUCCCCGAGGAUUUUAUUUCUGAGUGUUGCUGGAAGAGGUAUUCGAUUGGUAACGAAGAUAAGGCCAUCGUGGACAUUAUUGAGAGUUUUAUGAGUGUUGUCCCCGAGUUUACUGACAAGGACCACGAUACCUGGAGGAAGAGGAUCUCAAACACCCUGGAAUACCCUACAUAUUCCAGUGUUGCUAUGGCAUGGAACGCCGCGAAAAUGACGAUGGUAGUGGUCAUCACGCUGACUGUCAUGCUGGGGACGGUCCAGUCACUGCGGGUGGGGCUGCCGGAACUGACCAAGAACAACCAGACGAUCAAGAAACUGGACAUCAUUCUCACCACGGACACGGCUCUUUGGAUCAACUAUACGGAGAUAGUGUGUCUCGCCUUCUUCAGUCUCGACAUGAUUGCCCGAUUUCUAACUUCCCCUUCAAAGAAAACGUUUGUGCGCGACUGGUUGAAUAUUAUAGACUUCCUCCUGGACCUCAUCAUGUGGCUGGCGUUCCUGCUGGAGUACGGGGGCAACCUACUCGGCCACACUGAGGACCUUCGCCUGACAGACCAUGUGCUGAAAGCUCUGUUUGUCCUAAACGUGCUGAGACUGUUACAUUUCGUCAGGCAAUAUGCAAUGAUGAAAAUCCUUCUUCUUACAUUCAGGGCCAGCUUUGGGCAGUUACUGCUGCUGUGUGUUGGACUAACAAUAGCGGUUGUAAUUUUCGCAACAGUGAUAUAUUUUGUGGAGAUUGGUAUGGGCGUUGAUACGUUUGACAAUAUUCCUAUCGCUAUAUGGUGGGCAGUCGUUACCAUGACAACAGUCGGGUAUGGAGACUACCAUCCCCAUUCGCCCCCCGGCUACAUCGUUGGGAUUCUCUGUUCUCUGUCUGGCAUUCUUCUCUUGGCUAUGCCGGUGGCUAUCAUCGCCUCCAACUUUACAGCAUAUCACAUGAACUUGGCCGCCCGUAACCAGCGUAUAAGGCGUCACAAGAUACUGAGGAAGAGGGCUGGGACUAACAAGGGGUUUCUGCCCCCCGAUCACACACAGCUGGAGGACUUUGAUGAAAGUGACUUCAAAAUGAAAGGACCUGCUAUGCAAAAUGGAAUCUCGCACAAUCAGGUCCAUCCAAUCGGUGAAAAGCACACAAAAUUGUGAUGCAAAACAAACUUUCGUAAACGGGAUUACAUAAUCAAACAGCAUGCGUUGAAUAAUUAAGACUAAGUGUUCAUAGCUUAUGUGUCUGAACUUUUAACAAUUCCACAUAUGCUGACCAUCCCGAAUAAACUGACCUGACGUAUAAAUCAAACUAAUACAGGUGAUAGAACAGUCCUUUCAUCAUAUCCAUUCAUUAAUUGUCAUGGCAUGUACAACUGUCCUCGAUAUGAUACCCCCAGAAAGAACAUGAUAUAAGUUAGCUACAGAAUGGAGUAUCCAUGAUUCAGCGUCACAAUUCACAGCAAUACAUCAGCAACACCAACUUGUAUAUAGAAGAUGAGUGAGAUGACUCGUUACCACGAGUUACCUACCAUCCAACUCUCCUGCGACACAGAGUACGUGUACAACAUGAAGUAUGUAGCCAGGUGCAUCGAUGUCUCAUCUACCCAGUUAUUGAUAGUGCCCACAGCAAGUAGAUUCCAACAUCUGAACUUGUUUUAUUCAGUAACAUUCAACUGGAACCAUACGUUCACUUUAUUUAAUGAAUGGUUCGAUGAUGCAGAACGCUAUCUCACGAAGCUCAUUUGCCUUUACAACAGAAACAGCCUCUUGAGAUUCAGUAAGCAAUGACAAUGACUCAGCCUGUAAGUAGAUAGAUGGAACUCAAGGUCUCAUCUCCCACUGGGUACAGGAUGCACUCCGUAAUCAUUCCAUGUACUAAGCAUAAUGUCUUAUAAUUGUGUAUGAGAUAAGGACAAACAUCAAGUUAUAUUCAUUUUAGCAAAAACAUGUAUAUUUUUUCGAUAUAUUUUCAUAGUAAAUUAUGAACAUUUCAAAUUAUAGUAGACGCUGGUUAUGUACACCUGACUGGUAUAUUGCAAAGUGUGUGUAAUCACUUGUGAACGAUAAGGUAAUGCGUACGCACGUCCUGAGUGCUGUUGUCUCCAUUCAUUGACAUGGCCCUUGAGAUAUUACGAAAGUCCAAUGGUUACUUCUCGUUACUUCGAUUAAUUUCUCGUAGUUUUGAUUAUUUUCUCGUUUUUUCUAGUUUAUUUUAAAAACCUGAAAUUUCAUUUUUUCUCGUUAUUUUCUCGUAACUUCUAUUAUUUUCUUGGAAUGUAUAAUUGUUUUUCGUUACUUCGUCUCGACAGUUCGAUUUUUUCUCUUUACUUGGAGUAUUUCUUUCUAAUUUCGAGAAAAUAAAAAGGAUAGAAAUUUCGAGUUUUUUUAAUGAAUUUGAAAUAAUGUCAAAAUAGUCGAUAUAACGAGAAAAUAAUCGAAAUAACGAGAAUGAAAU
Molecule: messenger RNA, 2824 nt
Organism: Haliotis rufescens (red abalone)
Lineage: Eukaryota; Metazoa; Mollusca; Gastropoda; Lepetellida; Haliotidae
Product: potassium voltage-gated channel protein Shaw-like
Exons: 2
Coding region: 133-1527 (464 amino acids)
Biological process (GO): protein homooligomerization; potassium ion transmembrane transport
Cellular component (GO): membrane; voltage-gated potassium channel complex
Molecular function (GO): protein binding; voltage-gated potassium channel activity
Source: RefSeq, a predicted model, not a curated record